Messenger RNA from Quercus lobata, 963 nucleotides. RefSeq lists its product as uncharacterized. The coding region runs from base 1 to 963 and encodes 320 amino acids. The record is from RefSeq and is a predicted model, not a curated record. The transcript has a single exon. NCBI's taxonomy places the organism in Eukaryota, Viridiplantae, Streptophyta, Magnoliopsida, Fagales, Fagaceae.
AUGCCGUGGCACGUUUAUGAUGCGGCGAGAGCUUUGGCUGAUUCCAAUCGAAGGUCCAAACCGACGAUUGAUGAAAAGACUAAAAAGCGCUUGCAUCAACUGAACAAGAAGAUUGGCUGGGCUAGACAAACCGCGUCUCGUAUGCAGUGUGUGAUUGACUACAUAAAAUCUGGUAAGCCUUUCACGGCAAGGGUCCGAAAUUUCGCUCAUGAAAUGAGGAUCCAUCAUCACACAUUGAAAAUGUCAAAGCUGCUGACCAUCAAGCAGCACAUUGUUGACAAAAUACGGAUACUAUCUGACGCCAGGAGGAUAAUUAAAAAGAGGGAGGGAUGGGUCAGGGAGAAUCAACAGUUUCUCGCUGACCCAUCGCGCCUCUUUAGCGAUCCACCUGUUUUCGUCAAAAACGCACCAAAGUCCGAAGAAGUCGAGACAUUUUGGAGGGAGAUUUACGAAGUAGAACAUCCAUUAAAUGAAGGCACUGAGAACAUCAUACGUUUCAAGGAGCUGUGCAACAACCUCAUAACAUCCGAGGGGGAUUGCCCACCAAUCACUGCUGAGGAGGUAAAGAAAGCAUUAAGGGGCACGAAGAACUUUUCCGCUGCUGGUCCAGAUUGUAUUAAGAACUUUUGGUGGAAGAAGUUCACUUCUACACACCAACAUCUGGCCCGCAUCUUUUCCUCAUAUUUGAAGUCGGAGAUCCCUAUUCCGCAGUGGCUGGUAUUAGGAAGAACAGUACUCCUACCGAAGAAAGGCGACUUUUCCAAUCCAAAGAACUACAGGCCAAUUACUUGUCUAAACACGUUGUAUAAGAUCUUCACAUCUAUCCUGAAUGACAGGAUUGUUCGGACAAUUGGACCUGUAUGGAGCGAGAUUUACGAACAACGUGGAUCGAAGAGAGGCGCAGCCGGUUGCCGGGAAAACCUGCUGAUCGACAGGACUGUCUGUAAAGACGCUGCAAACUAA